CCAUUAAGGCGAGCGCCAAAAAGUCCAUCUAGACCAUUUGUAUAGCCAAGUUUAAGGUCUCAACUUUUGAAGGGAACUUUGAUUCCAGAAAAAGAUCGGCAAUAUGGCCGGGUGCAAAUGCAGAGGGCUUAGCGGGAAAACAAAAACGAUCGCAGCCUCAAGAAUGACGCAUUCUUCACAUUAGCGAAUGCUAAUGCGAAUCCGAGUGUCCAGGAUGCGAAUUACCGAAUGCGAAUGUGAAUUCGUAUGUUAGGCAAUAUUUAGUUGUUAUUAUCAUUCCUAAUUAGAAAAACAAACUGUUAGUACAUAAAACAUAUGUAUCCUUAGAACAUGUCAUAAUCAUAAUGCAUUACCUACUUGAAAACAGUUUGCGCGCACUGGCCAUACGCGAGUCGACGAGACAGGACACGACCUGUGCACAUUCGCAUUCGCAAAACAUUCGCUUCAUUUGCUGCGAAUGAGGAUGUCGCCGCGAAUGUUUAAUAUGAUGCGAAUAUUCGUUAUACCUACGAAUGCAAAUGCGAUUAUUCGUGACAUCCGUAGUAUACACAACAGGUACAGUAAGCAGGCGCCUUUAAUCCUCCAAAUACCGCGGCAUAUCAAGCCGAUACGGUAGGUAAUCUGUAAUAGAUUUACUUAUCCGUGUAAAGGGCGUUUGCUGAUCGAAUGUAAUAAUAACACAAAAUACCUACACGCUCGGCUUCAGCCCCUGUUGAUAGUACUUGCAUUUCAUAGUCAUUCAUUGAUACCACAACACAGCAGUUUGUUCUAGAGUAUUAAAUUUAUUCGAUUUUAACUAAGUAGGUAAAUAAUAUAUAUACGAGUAGAGAGUUAGACUCAAUAUCCAUAUAAAAUUAAAUACCAAUGCCGCGUGAAUAUGUUUUAACUGAUUCAACUCUUGAAGUCAAUGUGAUGGGUCGCGACAAAAUUCUUAAAGUACCUUUCGAGGAAGCACUUGAUAGCACUGGUGUUGGCGCGUACAACUACCGGUGCGUGGCGCUGAGCAGCGCGGCGGCGCUGGCGUACGCGUGCGUGUGCUACGGCGGCGCCAUCCUCGUGCCGGCCGGCGCCUGCGAGCUGCGCGCCGCGCCCAAGCACCAGGCCGCCAUGCUCGCCGCGCCCUUCGUCGCGGGCGUGGUGGGGACGGUGGUGUGGGGCUGGCUGGGUGACCAGCGCGGGCGGCGCCGCGCUCUGCUGGGCACACUAGGCGGCGCGGCGCUGACAAACGCGGUCGCCAGCAUCUCGCCCACCUGGCAGCUGCUGCUGCUGCUGCAGUGUGCUAGCACUUUUCUCGCUUCGGGAGUGUAUCCGCUGGUGAUGACGCUGCUGAGCGAGAGCGCGCCGCGCGCGAGCCGCGACCGCGCUCUCCUCACCGUCGCCACCGCCAUGCUGUGCUCGCAGGGCGUCAUGGCAGGUUUAGCGAUCCCCAUCAUACCCCUGACUUUCUCCUACUACGUCCCGGCCCUGGGCAUCUACUGGAACUCGUGGCGAACGCUCAUGUUGGCGUACUCGCUGCCCGCCAUUGUCGCCGGGCUGGGAAUAUGGCUUUUCGUCCAAGAGAGUCCCAAGUUCGUACUCACCAAAGGUGACGAGGACAGUGCGAUGAAAAUUCUGGGAUUCAUUCAUAGAGUAAAUAAAGCGGACGAGAAAUUUCAGGUGCAGGGACUCUUCCUAGAUCCCCAGGAGAAGACGACAGCGAGGGCGGGAGCGGGUGAGGCGGCGGGGCGCGAGCGGCUGAAGGCGCUGUUCCGCGCGCCGCUGCGCAAGUACACCGCCAUCUGUACGCUGCUCUUCAUCGGCAUGCAGUUUAUAGGAGCUUUUCUUAUUUGGCUGCCAAAAAUAUCGAACCAGUUGACGAAGCUGCUCCACUCUGGCGAGGACUCCGACAGGACGCUCUGUGCCAUCAUCGAGAGCAGCCUGCACGCCGAGACCCGAGCGCUCACCGAGCCCGCCGCGAGUGGUGCUGGUGUCUCAUGCUCCAUUAACGUGCCGGCACUGCUGAUAUUGCUGGCGGCGUGCAGUCUACAGUUAAUAGCUAACGGUGUGCUCAGUCUGGCGGUGGGGCGCUUCGGGCGGCGCAACUCGGUGACGGGGCUGGUGCUGGUGUGCGGCGCGAGCGGCGCGCUGGCGGCGGCGGGCCCGCCCGCCACCCUCGGCGUCGCGCUCUACGCCGGCCUCGUCGUCGGCAUCAUCGUCGUCGGGCCCUACACCGCCAUCGCCGUCUCGCUCUUCCCCACGCACUUGAGGAGCCUAGCGGUGGGGCUGACGAUAACGGGCGGACGGCUGUGCGGCUUCUUCACCAUCCAGCUCGCUAACUACCUGCUCGGGCGCCACUGCCGGCUCGGCCUGCUGCUGUUCUCCGCCGUCUUCGCAAGUUCUGCACUGCUGCUGCGUCUGCUGCCGAGCGAUCGGCGCCCGCGAGCGUCGCUCGAGCGAGCGGGUCCUGGUGGCGUCGCCUUGAUACCGUUCAACCAACCGACAACAGACUAAUGUUCUACAUCAAGAUUUCAAGCGGUUUCUGUAAUUCUUUGUCAGUACUGUAAGCCUUAAUCACACAUCGUCAUUUGAAAAUUAAACGAAUGUUUAUGAUAAUACAAAUAUAAUUUUAAAGCAAUUGUUACUCUCUGUCUAAUAAACACGUAAACGGAUGUAAUGGGUACUUAAUUAUUGGGUCCAUGAAAGUUUUUCCUAAUAAUGUAACCAGUAACAGUACGAAGAACGAAACAGAAGAUUUGUAAAGAAAUGCGAUUUAAGGUGGUUCGACUAGGUUACCCAAAGCUUAAACCUCACUAGAUGGCGCCACAAUUGCAAAUUUUGAGUUUUAAUUUUUUUGUGGAGUAGUCUUGGUAUUUCUAUACUGUAAAUUAUAUUUAGCGCACUCUUUAAAUAAAUAUUGAACUAUUACAACAAA
Cydia pomonella (codling moth) is the source of this 2911-nucleotide messenger RNA. RefSeq lists its product as uncharacterized. NCBI's taxonomy places the organism in Eukaryota, Metazoa, Arthropoda, Insecta, Lepidoptera, Tortricidae. The transcript has 11 exons. Gene Ontology annotation, molecular function: transmembrane transporter activity. The coding region runs from base 865 to 2490 and encodes 541 amino acids. The record is from RefSeq and is a predicted model, not a curated record. Gene Ontology annotation, biological process: transmembrane transport.